Molecule: messenger RNA, 1415 nt
Organism: Paralichthys olivaceus (Japanese flounder)
Lineage: Eukaryota; Metazoa; Chordata; Actinopteri; Pleuronectiformes; Paralichthyidae
Product: snake venom vascular endothelial growth factor toxin HF-like
Biological process (GO): response to hypoxia; sprouting angiogenesis; positive regulation of protein phosphorylation
Cellular component (GO): membrane
Molecular function (GO): vascular endothelial growth factor receptor binding; growth factor activity; chemoattractant activity
Source: RefSeq, a predicted model, not a curated record
CUUUCACUUCUUUCUGACCGGACACGACAGGAGGUCACUUCUCCAUCCAGCCAGGAUGAUGCAGUUUAUUUUCACCGGAGUCUCGCAUCUUGUCCUGGUUCUCCUGGUUCAGCUGACGGUGCCUGCUCAGAUUCCACCUCCACCAGACGAUAAGGCCCCCAGAGGGAUGAUGUUCCAGGAGGUGCUGGCGAAGAGCAUGUGUCACCCUAUGGAGCAGCUGGUGGAUGUGGAGCAGGAGUUCCCUGAAGGCGUUGGAUACAUCUACAUGCCUGCUUGUGUGUCACUAUGGCGAUGCUCUGGUUGCUGUGGGGACGAGAACCUGGAGUGUCACCCCACCCACGAACGUAACAUCACUGUACAGAUGAUAAGAAUUGCUCCGAAGAUAUCCAGUGACCACGUGGAACUGACCUUUGUGGAGCAUCAGAAAUGUGACUGCAGAGCCCGUCAGACACUUCUAAAAUAUAAAAGCAGCGAUGACACCGGCAGGAUUAAACCUCGGAGGAGGAAACUCAAGAAGACAGGGACCAGCUGCGGCAAACACAACAAGGAGUUAUAUGUGCCGUGAGUUUGGUAUUUGGAAAAGGUCAAAAGCAGCACGUGUCAGAGGUAAUCUCUCUGGAAUAAUCUCUUUCCUUUCUUUCUCUCUAAAAUUGUUACGGAACCAAUAUUGAAUUAUUGUACAGCGAAGAUAUACUUCAAAGACGAGACGCCCAAAGUAAAUACUGAUAAGUCCACACAUGAAACUCAGUUUACUUGUCAGUGAGAAAGUAAGUACUACUUAGUCUGUGAAAACACUUUUUGAAUGUCUCCUCAGGUUUUAAGGGAAGCUGUGUAUAAACUCAGAAAAUAACCCUAUAGAUGUUUAUAACAGAAAACCUGUGUUACAUACUUGAGGUGUGGGAGUUGAAGGGUUUCGGUGUGGGCGGUAAAAAUCCUAGACUGUGUAUAAAGAUGGACGACAUGUCUCCACCUCCGACAUGUCUCCACCUCAAUUCUUAUCAUUCUGUAUUGAAGCAGUUUCCCACAUGUUGGUUGACUUUUCUCAACUCUAUCUUACAUCAUUAUUCAUAUUCCCAUAUGGAUGUUGAAACUGCUUUUGGUCAAUGUCAUCAUCCCUCCUGUCCACAAUGGCUGCAAAAAGACCUUUCUUCAUUUCCCCUGUGUGGAAACACAGAGCUGACAUUUUUAAGAUUAUCACACUUUUGGAAAAAAUCAAUUUUAUGGUUAGAAAAACAAUUUUUAUCUGGACAAAGGGGUGAAACAGAAAGAAAAAGAUAUGUUUGCAAAAAUAAUUGGCUUAGUGUGGACAUACGCUGAUGCAAUUCCAGUCCAAGUGAUGAGGGACAUGUGGGACAAAAAAAAAGCAUUUCAAUGCCACAGUAAGAAAACACUAAUAAUAAUUGCGUUCUUUAAAU